ACAUACUUUAUUUUCAGUCGGACUAAUGAAAAUACAGUGAUUCCCGCCGAUCUAAAUUUUAUUUGUGAAAUUCUAUGAAUAUUUAAUAUUUUUGGCCGUUUCUGUUGUAGAUACAAUAUUUAAAUAUGGGUAAGAAAACAGCAGCGUCAGUCAAUAAAAACAAAGAGAAGCGCCAGGCUAGGAAGAUGGAGCAGCGGCGUAUAGCCGAUGGAAUGGCGUACGUUACUUCGGCAAACAAAUUGAGCAACCUAGCCUCACUCUGUGAAGAGCUGCUAGUGUACCGUAACAAGGACCUAGAAGUCGACAUGUACAUACAGAGAGUUGCUGAACUCAAGAAAAAUGUGCUAGAAUGGGCUAUAGAUCUGACAGAGAGAAACAUGAAAUCAUUGUAUGAAACAUGUGCAUGGGGCUGGAACCGAGACCGCAAAGUGGAGGAGAUGACAGAUGACUCUGCAUGGUACCUUAUAGCCAAAGACAAGAAUGGCAGUUUACUUGCCUUCUCACAUUUCCGAUUUGAUAUGGACUUUGGAGAGCCAGUCUUGUAUUGCUACGAGGUGCAGGUGGAGGCGGAAGGGCGGCGGCGCGGGCUCGGGCAGCGCGUGCUCAAUGUGCUGGAGAAACUGGCGCACGCUACACGCAUGCGCUAUGUGCGCCUCACCGCGCUCACGCACAACCCCGCGGCUUGCGCCUUCUUCAGAGCUUGCGGAUAUAGCCUAGACGAGACGAGCCCCGCCAAAGAAGAAGCGGCGCACUACGAGAUCCUGAGCAAGGUGACGAACCAAGAAGACGAAGAGCAGCCCAGUGACCAGUGCCCACUUAGUGACGGUAUGCGCUCCGUGCAGGUCACUAACACCACGUAGUCACGAGUCUAGCAUAAGUUAGAGUAGAAGAGGUUGCAACAAGUAAGUGGAAACUUAUUUCACUUUGGCAACGGACGCGUCACAUUACAUCGUGGCUGAUUCUUUAAAUAUGUGAAUGUACCAAACCAAAUCUGUAUUUUCUGUCUUUGUUACGUCCUUAUAAAAGUAAUAAAAAGAAGAAAUCUUAAA
This is a messenger RNA of Pectinophora gossypiella (pink bollworm), 1049 nucleotides long. It is a transcript of the gene Naa40, whose product is annotated as N-alpha-acetyltransferase 40. The transcript has 5 exons. The record is from RefSeq and is a predicted model, not a curated record. Bases 126 to 860 code for a protein of 244 amino acids. Gene Ontology annotation, molecular function: histone H4 acetyltransferase activity; protein N-terminal-serine acetyltransferase activity; histone H2A acetyltransferase activity. Gene Ontology annotation, cellular component: nucleus. Lineage: Eukaryota; Metazoa; Arthropoda; Insecta; Lepidoptera; Gelechiidae.